Molecule: messenger RNA, 1854 nt
Organism: Halichondria panicea
Lineage: Eukaryota; Metazoa; Porifera; Demospongiae; Suberitida; Halichondriidae
Exons: 6
Coding region: 332-1627 (431 amino acids)
Molecular function (GO): protein binding
Source: RefSeq, a predicted model, not a curated record
CUUAAUGGCCUCAAAACCAUGACACUGUAACUUACAGUGUAAGACAUUUUUCAAUAUCUAUAAGCAUGCUCUAAAUACUUUCUCUCUGUUCAAGAGACACCUCGAGCUGUUCCUGGACUCCAUCUUAUGUAUAAUUAUUAUGGACUGUAGAGUCAAUCAGACUGGAUGGAAGCAAUAAAAAUAUAAUUGCUUAAAAACAUUUGUCUUUUGCCACGGUUAUAUAUAAUAUGAUGAUACGAUACAAUUGACCACUCAAUUAACAUUAUAUAGUUUUAUGGUCACAUGUACAUGCAGUGAGUUGUCUAGUCAGCAACCUUAAUAUUAACUGUCAAUGAAGCUCUUUAAAGUUAUCCUGACUUGCUUUCUGGCUGGCUUCAGCACUGCCCAAUAUUUAGUGAGUGUUGAGAGACCAUGUCCAAUAGAAACAGUCACUUUUACCUGCACUGCUGUUGGAGAUUCUUUGAGAUGGGUACUGUCAGAUGUUACUGACAUCGAUAUCCUCUCCACCUUGGAUCUCAAUGUACCACAAAUGCGAUCAGGUUACACUGUGACACUGAUUGCAGCCAAUGACACCACAUUAACAUCUACUCUGUCAAGAACAGCAGAGAAUGGGAUCACUGUGUCCUGUGUGGACCCGCCUACAACAACUAUAGGAUCUUCAAUGAUCCAAUUGGUUGAUAUGCCAGGAUCACCUUCCACCAUAAGACACUCCACUCUGAGCAGCUCAGCCAAUAAAGUCAAUGUAUCUGUACAGUGGGACCCACCUACUGAAACUGGUGGUAGAGAUGACCUCACCUACACAGUGACCGUCUCACCUCCGAUCCAGCUCUCUGCUACCAUCCUCACAUCCACCUCUGUCACUGUGACUGCUCAAUACAAUGUAGACUCCACUGUCAGUGUUGUGGCUACCAACUGUGCUGGGAACAGUACGACUGCUGAGUACAGUUUUAGGAUUGGUGGCUGUCCUGUGUUGACAAACCCCACAAAUGGAACAUUUGGACCAGUUUCCAGCAGAUUGCCAGGAUCUAUAGUAACCAUCCAGUGUGAUGCUGGGUAUGUAACGAUGGUGACAUGUGACGGUACACUAUUGUGGAGUCCGAACUCUGAAACUAUUCUGUGUGGUCAACUAACCCAACAUAUUCCAACAACUUCUCUUCUAAUGCCGAGAUGCACAGCACAACUGUACCCACCACAGAACGGUACCAUCAUCAGUAAUCAUUCAGUACCAGCUAUUCCCGGUACACAAGUCACCUUUCAGUGUGAUAAUGGACUGUUCCCUGAGAGGAUAAUGACUGCCACCUGUCUGGCUACAGGAGAGUGGGAUAAAAACCCGGGAGAGAUCGUCUGUACAGCUCAAUCCCCAACUCUAUUCACUGGUGCUGAUAUUGGUAUUGCUGUUUCCGUUAGCGUGAUUGUCACAGCAGCUCUGUUCACGAUCAUUGGAUUCCUCAUUGGACUCCUAGUGAUGUACCUUCGCUGUCGUAAGAAGACAGUGUUCUCCCCGGUAGCAGAAGGAAAAACUAACGUAAGACCCACUACACCAGUUGGUCCUGUUUAUGAAGAGGUGUCACCCAAAGAGGAGAUUGAACUAAACAUUAACCAGGCGUAUGGACCAGUAGGACUGUAAAACUUAUUUACUCUUUUGGUAUCCAGCAUCCCACAAGUGAAAUCAUUACAUUAUCAGGCCUUUCCUUUUUCUUUUUGACCUAUAGCUAGACUUUGCGUGCAUAUAAUUAUAACCUCUACUUGUUUUGGUUGACUUCAACACUCUAUAUGCUCAGUCUGGCGGUGUGCCUGUCAGCUAGCUAUGUCUUUAGUUACUAUCCGUCCCCAACACCUCUCUCCAAGUCACCA